AUGGUUCAGCGUGAAGAGGAACAAAGUCCACAAGCCACUGCCAGAAUUACCACAAAACUCCCUGACCCACAGAAGAACCCAAAGCGGUUCAGCGAAUUCGACUUGCUAGGCAAGGUAUUCAUCGUAACAGGCGGAGGACGGGGGCUAGGGCUAUCAUUGGCCGAGUCAUUAGUUGAGGCUGGGGGUCAAGUCUACUGCUUGGACCGCCUCGCAGAACCAGAUGAAGAGUUUAAUGAAGUCGCUGCCCGUUUUGCACCUUCAUUUCAAGGCACUCUCCGAUAUGACCACGUGGACGUCCGCGACACGCUUGAUCUCGAGAGAGUCAUUGAGUCGAUUGCAUGCAAGCACUCAAGGCUUGACGGCCUUAUCGCCGCGGCAGGCGUUCAGCAUAUCACUCCCGCUCUCGAGUAUGCUCCUGACGAAAUGAUGAGAAUGAUGGACAUCAAUUACAAGGGUGUCUUUUAUGCUGCCACAGCAUGUGCCCGCCAGAUGAUCCGGUAUGGAUGCAUAGGCAGCAUCGUUCUCGUAGCCAGCAUGAGUGGUUUUGUCGCCAACAAAGGGCUGAUAACUAGUGUGUACAACUCGAGCAAAGCAGCUGUGGUCCAGUUGUCAAAAAACCUGGCGAUGGAGUGGGGGCGGGCGAUUAAGCACAAAGACGGCGAAAUCAUUGGGGGAAUCAGAGUAAAUGCCCUGUGCCCAGGCCAUAUAAUCACGCCGAUGGUCGAGAAGAACUUCGAAGAGGCUCCGGGGUUAAAGGAACUCUGGGAGAAGGAAAACAUGUUGGGCAGGUUGUCGUCUCCCGCAGAGUACAGAGGAGCAGCGCUUUUCCUGCUCAGCGACGCAAGUACCUUUAUGACGGGGGCUUCGUUGGUGAUUGACGGUGGUCAUACCGCUUGGUAA
This is a messenger RNA of Exophiala bonariae, 900 nucleotides long. RefSeq lists its product as uncharacterized. Gene Ontology annotation, molecular function: oxidoreductase activity, acting on NAD(P)H, oxygen as acceptor. Lineage: Eukaryota; Fungi; Ascomycota; Eurotiomycetes; Chaetothyriales; Herpotrichiellaceae. The record is from RefSeq and is a predicted model, not a curated record. Bases 1 to 900 code for a protein of 299 amino acids. Gene Ontology annotation, cellular component: intracellular anatomical structure. The transcript is spliced from 2 exons.